This is a messenger RNA of Drosophila sulfurigaster albostrigata, 8511 nucleotides long. RefSeq names its product hepatic leukemia factor (gene Pdp1). The transcript has 6 exons. Gene Ontology annotation, biological process: regulation of transcription by RNA polymerase II. Gene Ontology annotation, molecular function: DNA-binding transcription factor activity, RNA polymerase II-specific; RNA polymerase II cis-regulatory region sequence-specific DNA binding. The coding region runs from base 1673 to 3724 and encodes 683 amino acids. Gene Ontology annotation, cellular component: nucleus. Lineage: Eukaryota; Metazoa; Arthropoda; Insecta; Diptera; Drosophilidae. The record is from RefSeq and is a predicted model, not a curated record.
AAAAUAGUCGAUUGCAGUUGCCAAAGAAAGGCAAAGUACUAAAAGGCAACUGUGAAAGAAAUACAAAUCUAUAAUAGAUAUUUUUGCAUACGUAGUUGGCUAUACUAUAAAUAUUGGAUGUGGAAAUAAGCGUUCAAGUGUUUCAAACAAAAGCAACAAUUGUGCAAAAAAAAAAUAUUAAAAAAAGUGUUUGUGUGUGUUUGCCUAAGUAGUUAACAAAGUAGUUGGCUAAACGAUAUACGAUAUACGUUUUACGAUAUUGAGUGUGUCAAAAAAUUAAAAAGUGUUUAUGUGUGUAUGCCUAAACAGUUAACAAAGUAGUUGGCUAAACGAUAUACGAUACACGAAAUACGAUAUACGUUUUACGAUAUUGAGUGUGGCAAAAAAUUUAAAAAAAGUGUUUAUAUCUGUUUGCCUAAGCAGUUGACAAAGUAGUUGGCUAAACGAUAUACGAUACAAGAUAUACGAUAUACGUUUUACGAUAUUGACUGUGGCAAAAAAUUUAAAAAAAGUGUUUAGUUGUGUUUGCCUAAGUAGUUAACAAAGUAGUUGACUAAACGAUAUACGAUAUACGUUUUACGAUAUACGUUAUACGAUAUUGAGUGUGGUCGCCACACUAAAAAUGCAAGCAGCAUCGCCAAAGUUACGGAUCUAAUUUCAAUCAGUUUAAAUUUUAUUUUAUACUUUUUACAAAACCAAACUCAAAAUCUUCACAACAAAAAAAAUACCACACUGAAGAUCAUCAACAAAAAUAUCUAGAAUAUAAAAAUAUCAUCAACGAAUAGGAAAAGGUAUUGCAAAGAAAAAAGAGAGGUGGAAAUGAUAUGAUAUAUUUUAUAAUUGAUUUCGCAACUAGUAAAAUGUUUUCGUUUUUGUUUUUUGUAUAAUUGCCUUUGUAAAUCCCUUUGAUGAGUCAGCGCACUUUGUGCUAUUAAAUUCUCGAAGAAAGAGAGAAAUGAUUAAAAUACUAAUUGAAUCAAGUGCAAAUAAAUAAAAUAAUAGAAAGCAAAGAAAAUGAUUAAGAAAUAUGUAUAGAAACAAUGCCUUUUCUUAUUCCUUAUCGCCCCACAACCAAAGAAUGAAAAUAGAAAAAAACACACAACUCAUCGGCAACAAAAAGCAAAACUAACAUUCAUUCUACUACUUAUUCCAAGUCACAUCGAAAUAACAAGCUCUCAUCUUUAUCGUAACACUAUCAUCAAUUAUUGUGAUUGUGAUCAUUUUGUUAUUAUCAUCAUUUCCCAUCAUUCGUCAUUCGCUAGUCUCCUUAUCAAUAUAAAAAAAAACAAAAUUGAAUCAUGCACUCAACUAAUCGCCACAUUUUCAAAAUGAAAGCAACAUAUUUCUAGUUAUGUGCAGCUCCAAAAACGAUAAUUAAUCGAUUCAUAAACACAAAACAGUUCACAAAUUGAAAGCGAAACCAGUGUUUGAAAACGACGAGUGUUCCGGCCAGUGCUAGUUAAUUUGAAAAUGCGCACAACUUUAAGACGCUGCUCAAAGUAUCUUCGGCUGUGCAGCAAAUACAAUCACGCCAAUCACAAGGACGUGGCCACCUAAACAAUAGAGGAAAAAUUUUCUUUAAAACAUCGAUAACAAACCCAGUGAUAACGACCGAAAACUAGAAUUUGAUUUGCACCUCAACCAGUGUUGGAAAACAGUCGACGGCAACAAAAUGUCUUCCGAUGCGAAUUCAUGCGCCAGUUUCUUUGCCCAGGAACAUGCGAAUGCAACGCUGACACAAUACUUUCAGCAACUCAACUCGCAGGUGGCAGCAGCAGCAGCUGUUGCCAACAACAACAACAACAACAGCAACCAAAACAGUGGCAACAGCAGCUCGAGGAACAGCUCGAGUGGCAACGGCAACAACAGCAGCAGCAGCAGCGGUGGCAACAGCGACAGCGGCAACGACGGCAGCAUGUCGGGCUCAACAACAACCACGCUGGACAACCAUCGCAGCAGCGUCAGCAGCAAUGACUCUGGCAAGAGCAGCAACAAUGGAUCCUCAGCGGCUGCUGCUGCAGCGGCAGCCAAUGCAUGGAACUUGCAACAACAGCAGACAGCAGCACUGCAUCAUCAUCAGCAGCAGCAACAACAGCAGCAGCAACAACAUGCGCAACAGCAACAGCAAUUGCAACAGCAGCAUGCUCAGCAGCAACAUGCAGCGGCUGUUGCUGCCGCACAGCAGCAAUUGCAGCAACAUCACUCACAUCACGCGCAGCAACAACAACAACAACAGCAGCAGCAGCAACAUGCUCAGCAACAGCAUCAUACACAUGGCCACAAUCCGCAUUUGCAUCCACAUCAUCCCCACCAGCAGCAGCAACAACAACAGCAGCAGCAGCAACAACAUCAACAGCAGCAGCAACAUUUGCAUCAGCAACAGCAACCACAACAGCAACAGCAGCAACAACAUCACGCCGCUCAAUUGGCUCACACAUUGUCAUCGGCUGCCGUGGCUGCUGCCGCUGCUGCCAACAACAACACCAACACUCAUUCGAUCUUUGGCACUGGGAAUUUCCACUACAAAACAAACAAUUCAUGGACGUUGCCGACGUUGAGCUACCAGCGCAUUUAUCAGGACAAUCCCAGCUACCAUCAGCGCAACAGUUUCAUGGACUCGACUCAAGGCAGCGCGGCAGCAGCCAAUGCAGCGGCAGCCACUGCGGCUGCUGCUGCUGCAGCUGCGGCGGCAGCCACAACGAACAGCAGCAACAAUUCGGUUGUUGCUGCGGGCAACAAUACAAACAACAACAACAAUGCUGUCUCAAAUGCUAACAACAACUCAAGCAACAAUAACAACAACAACAACAGCAGCAACAACAACAACAACUCGGGCAACAACAACAACAACAGCAACGUCUCCUCAGUGCAACAUGUGGCAAAUGCUGUGGCAGCUGCAGUAAUUGCAAGCGAGCAUCACAAUCAUUUGAACAACCUGAAAGCGCGCUUUCAGCCAUCGAGUUCAGGCAGGAAAUCUCCAUUUUUGGGUUUUAUUUGCAAAGCAAACGGCAAAUCCACAUCGAAUAGCAAAGAAAUCAUCUGCCCGGAUGACAAAUACAAGGAGGAGGGCGACAUUUGGAAUGUUGAGGCGCAAACGGCAUUUCUCGGCCCCAAUUUGUGGGACAAAACCUUGCCCUACGAUGCUGACCUCAAGUAUGCCGAUCUAGACGAGUUCUUGUCGGAGAAUAACAUACCAGAUGGAUUGCCGGGCACACAUUUGGGACACUCGGGAGGUCUGGGGCAUCGCUCCGAUUCGCUGAGUCAUGCAGCGGGUCUGUCGCUGGGUCUUGGGCAUAUAACCACGAAACGCGAGCGAUCGCCAUCGCCAUCGGAUUGCAUUAGUCCCGACACGCUAAAUCCGCCAUCCCCGGCCGAAUCAAUAUUUGAUAUUCCAGCAUUUUCAUUCGCAUCGUCGGGGCGUGACUUUGAUCCGCGCACCAGAGCAUUCUCCGAUGAAGAGCUCAAACCGCAGCCGAUGAUUAAAAAGUCACGCAAACAAUUUGUUCCAGAUGAGCUCAAGGACGACAAGUAUUGGGCGCGCCGACGAAAGAAUAACAUUGCUGCCAAAAGGUCACGGGAUGCGCGUCGGCAAAAGGAGAAUCAGAUUGCGAUGCGUGCACGCUACUUGGAAAAGGAAAACGCAACACUACAUCAGGAGGUUGAGCAGCUAAAACAGGAGAACAUGGACUUGCGUGCACGUCUAUCGAAAUUCCAGGAUGUGUAAUGAAAAAUGUGACGAAACCACAACAACAACUACAAUACAUUAUAAUAAUAAUUAUGAUAAUAUAAUAAUAUAAUUGAUAAAUACAAAAAACAAGAGAAAAACGUUAUAGUAAAGCAGACAUGAAAAAAGUACACUAUACAAAUAUUGAAGCAUUGAAAAGUGUUUCGCUAUAAAUAAAAGUUAAAUACAUACAUAUAUAUGAUAAGCAGACACACACACACACAUCUAUACCAACACACACACACAAACAUUUGUAAGCAGCGAUUCCUGUGUGAUCGCAUAUUUAUUUUAAACUUAACGUAAAACUAAAUGCAAAUUAACUACAACUAAAACUAAAAACAAAAAGAAAACAUUUAACUUUACAUCUUUAGUGUAGCGUAAAAAGGAAACUUUUCAACACACACACACACACACACACACACAUUGAAAAAACUAUCGCUAAAAAGUGCAAAACUAGUUGCAAAACAUUUUGUUUUUAAUUGACAUUUGUUAACUACACAAAAAAAACUGAUCCUGAUCCACUUUUAAAUAUUGUCUAGACUCUAGAGUUGUUAAUUUUUGUUAUUAGUUUUUAAAUCAAGUUCAAUUCAUUCAUUUCACACACACACAAACACACACACACCCAGAGAGACAGAAAUUUCUGAUUUCUUAAUUUUCUUCUUCAACUUUAUUUUUGUUGUUAAGUUUUGUUAGUGAAUUUUACCACAUAAUUAAUUUUUAUUUUUGCUUUCUUCUUCUAAUCAUCUAAAUCAAUCAAUCACACACAUAUUGUAAAUAAUUUUGUUGCUUUCUUCAAAUUUGACUCAAUGAUAACAAGCAAAAUUAUAAAUAAUAAAAAAAAACGGAAAAAACUGGAAAAGGAAAAUCCCCAAAAAAAGAAAAACAAUUAUAAAAAACCACAAAAAAAAGAAAGAACGAUGGAAAGAAAAACUACUAAAAUUAAUACAAAAUAAAAUAAAAACCAUUUAGAAAUGAGCAAAGAACUUCCCUCCUCAGUUGCCUCCCCGCUAGGCAGCUGUUAGUUUAAGUGAGCUAUGAUUUUUAUAUAUACGAUAAAGAUGAGAGGAAUACAUAAUUAAAAUGGCAGCAGACCAUGCGAAACUAUUAUUUUAUAGUUUUUGUUAUUUGUUAAUGGAAAACAUAAAACAAUAAAAUCGAUGAGAAUAAACAUUUAAACAACAAAAUAGCAGCACUAACCGUAGUCAGAGAAAGCAUAUGCUUCGAUCCUUACUAUAUAUAUACACUAUAUACUAUAUAACUGAACCCCACUCAGACUAUAGAAAGAAAACCUUUUUCGCACACUAUUUUCUACUUUUAUUCUAUUUCUAUUUCUAUUUUCUCUUAGUUGCUUUAUUUUUUGUUUUAACUAAUUUGUUUGGUGUGAUUUUGCAAAGAUCUUAAAUCUUAUACAUAAUUAUUAUUAUUAUGAUUAUAUAUUAUUAUUAUUAUUAUUAUUAUAAAUAUCAUUAUUUUUAUUAUUACUGUUUAAGUUUUAUUAAUUUUAUUUGUUAAACAUUGAGUUACAUUUACCUGCAUAUUUUUAGCAUUUUAAGCUAACCACAUAAAAGCAACAACAAAAAAUAUAUAAAAAAAAAAAAAACAAAAACAAAACGUUAAUUAAGCAUAAAAACAAAACAAAUUAAAUAAAUUUUAUACGAAACUCUGAAAAACAAAAUUCAUUUACAAUUUAAACAAGUUUUCAUGAAGCGAUUUAUGUUUAAGCAAUUCUUUACAAAUUUCAAUAAGUUUUAUUUAUUUUUAAUGAGAAAAACUGUGCAAAAAACAAACUAUAACAACAACCAUUCGAAGAAUAAUAGAUUGAUAAAUGAUGAGAGAAAAACAAGAAAGAAAGAAUGAAAGAAUGAAAGAGCAAGCAAACAAUUGUGUAAUAAUAAAAGUCUAAGCGUUGCUUUCAAAUAUUCAAAAUGAUUUUUUUGGUUUACAUUUUGUUUUCAUUUGGUUUUACUUUCCUCCCUCAAUCCUCCCCCCCAGAAACAUAAAAAAACUAAAAAAAACUAGAAUACAAUACAAGGAUCUCACAGCAAGUAAAGAGUUAGCAAAUGCCAUAAACAAAAAACAAAAGAACUACAAACUAAAAAUACGUACCCGAAACUAACCCUAACGAUAACUAAAGAAAGAAGGCAAUUACAAAAACACAUUUACAUUAAACUUUACAUUGAUAUACGAAAAUAAUUAGAUGAUGUUUAUCCACGGGCAACGAGCACCUAGCAAAUAGUUGAACUUGAACAACUUCCGAGAUUUAUACAAAACUAAAAAACAAAUAACUAAAAAACCUCUUAAGUUCUCUCCCCAAGAUAACAUCAAAAAACAAACACCCCAACUAGAAAUUAACCUUAAGCCUUUUGCACUGCUAAGAAACCACCUAGAAGAAGAAGAAAAAACCCUUAAACUCAAAUGAAAAAGAGAGAAAAAUAAAAUAAUAAUUAAAAAAAUUACUCGUAUCAUUGGUAAAAAAACAAAAAAAAAGUUGAGUCAAUGCUUGAGCUUCGGUUGUUUUGUAAAGUGACACAGAAAAUAUACGAUAACUAUAACUAUAAUGAUAACAUUAAUGAUAACGAUAACGAUAACGUUUACUACCGUAGAACAUUUAGCCCAAUAAAACAAAUCCACAAAACUAAGCAAUUGCUACAUAUUUGUAAAAAAAAAACAAAACAAAAACAAAAAUCAAUUAACAACAACAAGAAAACAAAUCGUGUUAUAUUUAUAUAAAGAGAUAUUAGUUAAUGAUAACGAUAACGAUAAAUGAUAAGAUCAAUGCGCAUAGAGGUGAAAGUAGUUGAGUUUGUUGCUAGCCAAAAACGGCUUGCGAGUGUGACCCCUAACACGCAGUGUGACCGUAGCACACACAGCACAUUUAGUAUUUUUUUUCGUUUCGCGUAGUUUGUAGACGGCUAAAAGUUAAUUAAACUUCUGUUGGAUUACAAUAAAAACAAGAUUAGAGAACAUCUUUUACUUUCUACCAUUUUAAAAAUUAUUGUAGCAUACUUUCGGGCUGCGCUGUUUGGGUAACUCGCACAGCCUAAAAGCGAGCAACACUAAAAGCAAAUAAAGCAGCUCACAAAAAAAAAACAACAAAAAAGAAAAAACUAAAGUGAAAUCUAAAUAAAUUAUACACAAGUUUUAUGCAACGAGUUUGUUGAUAGAUUUCAUUUUGAUUUGUUAGUGAUCGAUUUGAUUAGGUUUUUUGAUAAUUUAAUCAAGCAUAUGGUAUUAAAAUAUGUAUUCUCUGAAUAAGAAUGUUCCGUAACAAAAAAAUGUAGACUUUAGCAACAAAAUGAAGACGAUAAAACUGAAAGUAAAAAAAAGAAAAACCUUUUGUUAAAAAAAAAAAAUGAAUGAAAAUAAAACGAAAUUAUGUCUAAUAUACAAUACAUAUAUACAUAUAUAUAUUUAUUAUAUACAACAAAAGAUGAUUAAAUAUAUAUUAUAUUAUAUAUGAAUUACAUGAAAUUAUAUUAUUGUAAUACUAAUUAGUUGGGAGUAACUUCUGUAGAUAAAUUCAAUAUAUAUUGUAGCUGAUGAUUUUUUAUAAGUACUUACAUACCAACAACAAAGGCAUACUUAGUAUAUAAAUUAAAAUACCAUAUUUAGUAUAUAUUAUAUACCACAUAGAGCAAUGGAGCUGUUGCGCAUCGUAAAUCGUAGGCAGGGUUAAAAAUAGUAACUAAAGACACAAAUUGUUGCAGUGCAAAGCAAAAUGAAGCAAAUCGCGAUAUCGCAAAACAUUAGCUACAAGAAACGUAUCUAGCUAUAGCUAUAGAAGAAGAAGAACAUGACGAAGAAGAAGAAGAUAAUGAUGAUGAUGAUGAUGAUUAUGUAACUAAGCCUAGAGAGACAGACAGUCAAGUACAGUUAAGUACGGUUAAGCAAAUGCUGAGUGUUUUUAGUCCUUAAGCAGAUGAAGAAGAAGAACAAGAAGAAGAAGAAGAAGUAGAGAUGGAGAAGAAUAGAGGAGGAAAGAGACAGCGAGGAGUGUCGGCAAUGCGAACAUAUUAAAUGCUAUAUACAUAUAUAUAUAUUAUAUAUACAUAUAUAAUAUUAUAUACAUAUACACAUAAAUACUUAUAUAUAUAUAUAUAUUCUUACAUAUUAUUAAAGACGAAAAUGUUGUUGAAUUUUAAAAUCAAUAAGAAACCCAAAAAAAACAGAAUCAGAAUUAAAUGCUGAUUUCUAAAUGUAGUAAAAAUCUGAGAAGAAAAACCAAAAAACACUUAAAAAGAAAAUACCAUAAAAAAAAAUUGUUAGUUGUUGCAAAAAAAAAAAAAAUGGAAAAUGAAGCUAAAAAUCCCGAAAUUAAACAAAAGAAUUAAAACACCCAUAAACACACACACACACACACACACACAUGCGUUUUAGAGCCUUUACUUAUAUUUUGAGAAUUUUGCGAUUGAAACGAAUGCAAAUAAUUUUAUAUGAAAAAAAUACAACAAAAAAAAUGGAAAAAAUCGAAAAAAAAAUGGAAUGAAAUAAAUGAAAAAUGGCUAAAGCUAAUGGUAAAUAAAUAAUUUAGAACUAACAAUUUGUAAAGCGUUUGUAUUAGUAACGAAAAAAAAAACAAAAACGAUGGAAAAAAACAAAAUCCGCUUGCGGCAAUAGAAAGCAAUGCAAAAAAGAAAGCAGCAAAGAGAAAAAAUAAAUAAAAAAUUCAAUGAUUUAAUAAAUAAAUCUGCGCCUAGUUGUUGUUGGCAGCAUGCAAAAUGAAAAUAAAACUUAAAAUUUAAAUUUAAAUGAAAUUCAAAGUAAAUUAAAAACCAAAAAAAAAAAAA